Botrytis sinoallii is the source of this 704-nucleotide messenger RNA. RefSeq lists its product as uncharacterized. Lineage: Eukaryota; Fungi; Ascomycota; Leotiomycetes; Helotiales; Sclerotiniaceae. The coding region runs from base 1 to 606 and encodes 201 amino acids. The record is from RefSeq and is a predicted model, not a curated record. Gene Ontology annotation, biological process: protein peptidyl-prolyl isomerization. Gene Ontology annotation, molecular function: peptidyl-prolyl cis-trans isomerase activity. The transcript has 3 exons.
AUGCGUCUCUCAACAAUUUCCCUCCUUGCUCUCACUUCCUCGGUCCUCGCGGCCGAAGUGAAGAUUGAUGUAACCAGAGCUGUCGAAUGUGAGCGCAAGACUCAAAAGGGUGAUAAUAUUCAUGUUCAUUAUCGAGGAAAUCUUGAGGAAGAUGGAAAGGUUGGAAAAGAAUUCGAUGCUUCCUACAACCGUGGAUCUCCCUUGAGUUUUGUCGUCGGAAAGGGUAGUGUGAUUAAAGGAUGGGAUGAUAAUCUUCUCGAUAUGUGUAUUGGUGAAAAGAGAGUUCUUACCAUUCCUCCCGAGUUUGGUUAUGGUGACAGAGCUAUGGGUCCAAUUCCAGCCAAGAGUACAUUGAUCUUCGAAACCGAACUCAUGGGAAUUGACGGUGUCCCCAAACCCGAAACUAUUAUUGAAAAGACCUCCUCCUCAUCCGAUAAAGUCGAUAGCGCCACCGAUAGCGCAUCAUCACUUUCGGAUAAAGCUACCGAAAAAGCUACCGAAGCAGCAACAGGAGGUGUGAAAAGUGCCAUUUCCGAAGCCGCAGAGGCGGUCAAGACGGCUCUUGCUGAUUCUGAUGGUGAUGGACAGGAGCACAACGAGUUGUAGAUGAUUCAAUUGAUGGGAAUGGAAAUGGAAAUGGAAAUGCUCAAAGGUUUUUAAAACAUGGUCAUGAAGCCCCGCAUAGUAAUGGUCAUGAAUUGUGA